Oryctolagus cuniculus (rabbit) is the source of this 3450-nucleotide messenger RNA. It is a transcript of the gene MAP3K11, whose product is annotated as mitogen-activated protein kinase kinase kinase 11. The record is from RefSeq and is a predicted model, not a curated record. Gene Ontology annotation, molecular function: JUN kinase kinase kinase activity; ATP binding; protein binding. Gene Ontology annotation, cellular component: centrosome. NCBI's taxonomy places the organism in Eukaryota, Metazoa, Chordata, Mammalia, Lagomorpha, Leporidae. Gene Ontology annotation, biological process: positive regulation of apoptotic process; microtubule-based process; protein phosphorylation.
AGGAAGAAGGGAACGGGGUCGGAGCCGUCGGGCCGAGGGAGCCGGCCCGGGAAGAGGCAGCCUUGGCUCAGCCGAGGACGCACCCGCCCUCCGCCUCCCGAGCAGGAAGACCCCGGACCGAGCCCCAGCGCUGCCCCGGGCGGGCCCCGCCGAACCUUCAGCGGGCGCUGGAGUCAAACCCAGACUUCCAGGACUAGCCCGGGACUGCGGGACCCUCCAGCCCCUCCAAGCCAGCCAUGGUGAGGCACCGGAGGCCCGGGGGCCCCACCCCUCCAGCCUGACCGGACCACCCUGGGUGCGCACCUCCAGAAGCCGGAGAUGCGGGGGGCCGGGAGGCGACACUCCUGGCUCCCCAGAGAGGCGUGGGUCUGGGGCUGAGGGCCAGGGCCCGGAUGCCCAGGUUCCGGGAGUAGGGCCUCUGCGGCCGCCAGCGGGGGUAAGAGCCAGGGGCACCCAGAGGAGGCGCCCACACCUCCCAGCACCGGCUCCUGGCCAUGGAGCCCUUGAAGAACCUCUUCCUGAAGAGCCCUCUGGGGUCCUGGAACGGCGGGGGCGGCGGCGGCGGCGGCGGCGGCAGCGGGGGCCGGCCGGAGGGGUCGCCCAGGGCAGCGGCGUAUGCCAACCCCGUGUGGACAGCCCUGUUCGACUACGAGCCCAGCGGGCAGGAUGAGCUGGCACUGCGGAAGGGCGACCGUGUGGAGGUGCUGUCUCGGGACGCGGCCAUCUCCGGAGAUGAGGGCUGGUGGGCGGGCCAGGUGGGUGGCCAGGUGGGCAUCUUUCCAUCCAACUACGUGUCAAGGGGUGGCGGGCCGCCUCCCUGCGAGGUGGCCAGCUUCCAGGAGCUGCGGCUGGAGGAGGUGAUCGGCAUCGGCGGCUUCGGCAAGGUGUACCGGGGCAGCUGGCGGGGCGAGCUGGUGGCCGUGAAGGCGGCCCGCCAGGACCCGGACGAGGACAUCAGCGUGACGGCGGAGAGCGUCCGUCAGGAGGCCCGGCUCUUUGCCAUGCUGGCGCACCCCAACAUCAUCGCCCUCAAGGCCGUGUGCCUGGAGGAGCCCAACCUGUGCCUGGUGAUGGAGUACGCGGCCGGGGGGCCCCUCAGCCGCGCCCUGGCCGGCCGCCGCGUGCCCCCGCAUGUGCUGGUCAACUGGGCCGUGCAGAUCGCCCGCGGGAUGCACUACCUGCACUGCGAAGCCCUGGUGCCCGUCAUCCACCGCGACCUCAAAUCCAACAACAUCCUGCUGCUGCAGCCCAUUGAGGGUGACGACAUGGAACACAAGACGCUGAAGAUCACCGACUUUGGCCUGGCCCGAGAGUGGCACAAGACCACGCAGAUGAGCGCUGCCGGCACGUACGCCUGGAUGGCGCCCGAGGUCAUCAAGGCCUCCACCUUCUCCAAGGGCAGCGACGUCUGGAGCUUUGGGGUGCUGCUGUGGGAACUACUGACCGGGGAAGUGCCCUACCGCGGGAUCGACUGCCUUGCCGUGGCCUAUGGCGUGGCCGUUAACAAGCUCACACUGCCCAUCCCAUCCACCUGCCCGGAGCCCUUUGCACAGCUUAUGGCCGACUGCUGGGCGCAGGACCCCCACCGCAGGCCCGACUUCGCCUCCAUCCUGCAGCAGCUGGAGGCACUGGAGGCACAGGUCCUGCGGGAAAUGCCGCGGGACUCGUUCCAUUCCAUGCAGGAAGGCUGGAAACGCGAGAUCCAGGGCCUGUUCGACGAGCUGCGGGCCAAGGAGAAGGAGCUGCUGAGCCGCGAGGAGGAGCUGACGCGCGCGGCGCGCGAGCAGCGGUCGCAGGCGGAGCAGCUGCGGCGGCGCGAGCACCUGCUGGCCCAGUGGGAGCUGGAGGUGUUCGAGCGCGAGCUGACGCUGCUGCUGCAGCAAGUGGACCGCGAGCGGCCGCACGUGCGCCGCCGCCGCGGCACCUUCAAGCGGAGCAAGCUGCGGGCGCGCGACGGGGGCGAGCGCAUCAGCAUGCCACUCGACUUUAAGCACCGCAUCACCGUGCAGGCCUCGCCCGGCCUUGACCGGAGGAAAAACGUCUUCGAAGUCGGAGCUGGGGACUCGCCCACCUUCCCCCGGUUCCGGGCCAUCCAGUUGGAGCCUGCAGAGCCGGGCCAGGCGUGGGGCCGCCAGUCCCCCAGGCGUCUAGAAGACUCGAGCAGCGGCGAGCGGCGAGGGUGCCGGGCCUGGGGUCCCAGUCCCCCCAAGCCCGGAGAGGCCCAGGACGGGAGGAGGAGGUCCCGCGUGGAGGAAGCCACCUGGAAUCUGGAUUCAGAGGACUCGUCGCCCUUGGGGUCUCCUUCCACACCGCCGGCGCUCAACGGUAACCCUCCGCGGCCGAGCCCAGAGCCGGAGGAGCCCCGGCGGCCCAGCCCCGGCGAGCGCGGGAGCAGCUCCGGGACGCCCAAGCUGAUCCAGCGCGCACUCCUGCGCGGCACCGCCCUGCUCGCCUCGCUGGGCCUCGGCCGCGACCUGCAGCCACCAGCGGGCCGCGAGCGCGGGGAGCUGCCGCCAGCGUCCCCCGUGCCGGUACCCCCACCGAGCCCAGCUGAGCCACCUCCUUCCUCACUCAUCCGCUUCUCAGCCAAGACGCCCACCCCGGCGCCCCUGCUGCUGGACCUGGCUGUCCCCGCGGGCCAGCCCUCGGCCAAGAGCCCCCGCCGCGAGGAGACACGCGGAGGCACCGUCUCACCUCCGCCUGGGACGUCACGCUCCGCUCCGGGCACCCCGGGCACACCGCGCUCCCCACCCCUGGGCCUCAUCAGCCGACCUCGGCCCUCACCCCUCCGCAGCCGCAUCGACCCGUGGAGCUUCGUGUCAGCGGGGCCCCGGCCAUCACCCCUGCCCUCGCCACAGCCUGCGCCCCGACGGGCACCCUGGACCUUGUUCCCGGACUCGGACCCUUUCUGGGACUCCCCGCCUGCCAACCCCUUCCAGGGGAGGCCUCAGGACUGCAGGGCGCAGACCAAAGACGUGGGUGCCCAGGCUCCAUGGGCGCCGGAGGCGGGGCGCUGAGCCGACCAGGCCGCACGCCCCCAGCUCCUGCCGCCCGGAGGAGCCACAGCAUACACUGGAACAGGAGCCCGACACGCCUGUGUGGCCGCCUCGGUCUCCCCCAGGGACCCCGCCCCCUCGGGGGUCCGGAACACUACACUGCACAGGAAGCCUUCACACUGGAUGACCUGCCGCCUGUGGGUCCCCCAGCCUGAGCUGCCCCGCUGGCUGGGAGGACCAGAGCCUGUCUCAGGGAAUUGCCCCAGGGGAGGGGCAGGGAGGAGGGACCCCUGCCCCAGGGCUCAGGGCCUGGCCCUCCCCUCUCUCCUGCCCCGCCCUGGGCGCCGUCUGGGGCCAGGGGCUCUCUGCGUGCCUUCCUGCUGCCCCGGCCAGGGCUGGGGCCGUAGCCUUGGGAUCCAAUGAAGCCAAAUAAACGCGGAAGCUGUCUCCCAAA